Molecule: messenger RNA, 633 nt
Organism: Guillardia theta CCMP2712
Lineage: Eukaryota; Cryptophyceae; Pyrenomonadales; Geminigeraceae
Exons: 3
Coding region: 1-633 (210 amino acids)
Molecular function (GO): phosphatase activity
Source: RefSeq, a predicted model, not a curated record
AUGAGCGGAGCGGCACACGACGAUUGGGGGUCUGCGUCGGGGCACAGGUUCUUGUUUCUGCGCCAUGGGAAAACCAACUACAAUGCUGAAGGGAGGAUACAAGGAUCCACAGAUUUCUCUAGGUUGACGGAGGAAGGAGAAGCGCAAGCAAGCUCUGUAGGAAGGAUCCUGUCUGAUAUCCCCAUAGACUCUGUCUUUGUCUCCCCGUUGACAAGAGCUCGGAUGACGCUAGAACUGGCAGCAGCGGGGUCAGGAAGAAAUCUCUCGGACUCUGCGAUGGUUCUGGACGACUUGCGCGAAGUCGAUCUGCAUGAGUGGGAAGGGAUGCUGAAGAAGCAGGAGAUCAAGGAGAUGUACCCCGAUAUCUACUCCCUGUGGCGAGGUGAGAACCCACGAGAGUUCAAGUUAGACUCGGGCAAGUAUCCCAUCAGAGAUCUCUGGAAACGAGCCGGGAAGGUGUGGGAAGUCCUGAGGCGAGAUGCUGCCAACGGCAAGACGAGUUUGAUCGUAGCACACAAUGGCAUCAAUCAGGCUCUCCUCUGCACGACCCUGGGUUUGUCAGAAGAAUAUUUCCGAAAGCUCGAGUUUCCCAACUGCGGAAUCGCUGAAGUGAUUGUACCGUACGGUGAGUGA